UAAAGUGCGUUCCCCUGUCAAAGUACUGAUGGGAUUAUGAUACAUUAAACGUGCUUUAAAUCGAUUAAGGAAAAAAACUUCGCCAAUGUUCGGUAUAUUUGGUAUACUACAUACAUACUGUAUAAACACAUGGACAAAUAGGAUGUAGUAAGCACAAUUCCUUGAUAUCAUCGUGAUGUAAAGAACUUCGUCCUAACAAGAUGGGGAAUACAUGCAGACAUGGAACCAAAAAUAAAUAUUUAGAAGAUGAAGAUGGGUCUAGAGUUAACAAGGCGUUUUCAAAAGUGGACGAAAGUCUACAUGAUGUAACUACGAACGCCGAACAAACACAACAGCAAAAAGAAAUAGAGCAACUUACAUCCAACCUACAAGCUGAAAUAGAAUCACGUACUGUGGAUAAUGAGCGGAUGAAAGAAGAAAACACCAGACUUACAAGUCACCAACAGGACACCUAUGACCCUCGCAAGCUCAAUGAAACACACACCGAUGACCCCCGCAAACUCAAUGAAACUGACACCGACGAUCCCCGCACGCUCCAUGAAACAAUUGCACAACUUAAAUCCGAAAUUGAACGUGUCAAAGCCGAGAAUGAAGAGAAAACAUCCGAGUUGUUUAAGAAGGAGGAAGAGAUUUCAAAACUGAAAACCGAGUAA
Dreissena polymorpha is the source of this 653-nucleotide messenger RNA. RefSeq lists its product as uncharacterized. Bases 201 to 653 code for a protein of 150 amino acids. NCBI's taxonomy places the organism in Eukaryota, Metazoa, Mollusca, Bivalvia, Myida, Dreissenidae. The record is from RefSeq and is a predicted model, not a curated record. The transcript is spliced from 7 exons.